Molecule: messenger RNA, 477 nt
Organism: Protobothrops mucrosquamatus (brown spotted pit viper)
Lineage: Eukaryota; Metazoa; Chordata; Lepidosauria; Squamata; Viperidae
Product: E3 ubiquitin-protein ligase BRE1B-like
Exons: 3
Cellular component (GO): HULC complex; nucleus
Molecular function (GO): ubiquitin protein ligase activity
Source: RefSeq, a predicted model, not a curated record
GAAGAGGCGCUUCUCUCGGAGAUGGAUGUGACAGGCCAAGCUUUCGAGGACAUGCAAGAGCAGAACAUGCGGCUAAACCAGCAGCUGCGUGAGAAGGAUGACGCCAACUUCAAGCUGAUGUCGGAGCGCAUCAAAUCCAACCAGAUUCACAAGCUCCUGCGGGAGGAGAAGGAAGAACUGGCCGAGCAGGUGCUGGCCCUCAAGUCUCAGGUGGACACCCAGCUCUUAGUCGUGCAGAAGCUGGAGGAGAAGGAACGAGUCCUGCAGGGCAAUCUGGGCACCGUGGAGAAAGAGCUCACUUUACGCAGCCAGGCCCUGGAGCUCAACAAGAGGAAGGCGGUGGAGGCGGCCCAGCUGGCCGAAGACCUGAAGGUGCAGGUGGAGCACGUGCAGACUAAGCUGAAGGAGAUCCAGACCUUCAUGGCUGAGAACCGGGCGGCCAAGGAGAAGGAGUCUUUCAACCUCAAAAGAGCUCAG